This is a messenger RNA of Drosophila kikkawai, 900 nucleotides long. RefSeq lists its product as uncharacterized. NCBI's taxonomy places the organism in Eukaryota, Metazoa, Arthropoda, Insecta, Diptera, Drosophilidae. The record is from RefSeq and is a predicted model, not a curated record.
CAAUAGGCCUUCGUCGAUGCAGACGUUUUGUUUGCUAAUUAGUCCGUCAGGCAAAAGUAGGAAACCCAUCGAAGCACGUGCUUUCUCAUCUCUCUCUCUCUCUGAAGAAUUCCCACUCAAACUAUACUAAAACACUGCCCCGGCACUUGGUCUGCUAGAAUCAAAGCGGUAAACGUUGUCAAGAGCUCGAGCGGACAGCACUAGAAGCGGCGAAAUGAACCUGUUGGCCAAGAUCGUACUGUUCCUCCUGACUCUGGAGGAUGUGGGUGCACUGGAGGCCAAUCUAACAGCCUGGCGACAUCACAGGCGGCAGAAGCGCUUCCUAAUCUACCAGAACGGAGGCGUUCUCAAGUUUGUCUCUGGUUGCACUUUUCCGGUCCCGUUCAUGGAGAAGAAGGCCUGGCGCCAGCUGGUCUGGCUGAUGAACUUCCACUAUCAAUUCAAUGAGCCACAAACGCCCAUCUACUGGUGGAAGCUCUGGGGCAGUUCCCGGGACCUCAAGGGACCUGUUGCCAGCCAGCCAGCUCCGCCUUCUUCGGUGCCAGCUCGUCUCCUGGUGGAUGAGCCGCAGCUCCUGCUCUUUCGGUUUGCCGAGGGCUACAUGAAUCAGUUGGGUCAGAAUGGACCAGCUUGUCUGGAGCGUUUGAUUUGUGAAAAUGGGCAGGUGGACGAGCACAGUGGGCUCUAUGCACAGUUACUGCACAGACUUUUGAGACCUCAUCACACGCUGGACAGACGCUACUUGGAUGCCUAUCGGAUGGGUCGUCAUGGCGUUGACUGCCGAAGGGCCUAUCCCCAGGCAAAUCAUUGCGUCCUGGACGACUACGUGCAUCUCCAUGAGCGUGGACCCACACAGAGUUAUCUUUAGGUCAUUACGUUACGUUACAGGUCUCGGGAGCU